Diutina rugosa is the source of this 720-nucleotide messenger RNA. RefSeq lists its product as uncharacterized. The coding region runs from base 1 to 720 and encodes 239 amino acids. Lineage: Eukaryota; Fungi; Ascomycota; Pichiomycetes; Serinales; Debaryomycetaceae. The transcript has a single exon. The record is from RefSeq and is a predicted model, not a curated record.
AUGCCAUUGCCGGUUCGAUGGCUUCACUGUGACCACACCCAGUGCUAUUAUGGAGCUAUAUUUGAUGUGACCGACGGUUCCUAUGCUGUCUACGUCACCAACAUGACCGAUGUGUGGUGCGACCAAGGGGGUCGGGCCGAUCUUGAGAAGAAAUUGGCGGCGAUAUGUCUUGAAGAUCUACCUGACGACGCGUGGCAGGCGGCGCUAGAGGCGCUCUCCGAAGUCAAUGCCACACUAGACUUUACUCAAGAGGAGUGUUGUGUCAAAAUUGCCAUUGACGAUGAUCAUGUGACAUUCACCUUGCACAAGACUGACCCCGGACCUUUCCUUUGGCAGUGGGUCGAAGCACUUCUUGUAUCCCACGAGACGCUUAAAACUCGCCAACAUAAACUCUUUGACAUCAUCAGCGAUAAGGACUUUUACAUCCGCAACUUGGAACAGGCAGUACUCGCCCAGGCACAAGGCGACAAGCUCUUGCGGACAAUGAGAGACAAUUACCAGGACGUUGCCAGCAAUAUGGGCAAAUUCGACAGGCACAAGUGGCUUAAACGACAGGAGCGACAGCCACAGCAAUCGUUUGAACUGUCGAUGAAGACGUACCGUUCGCCGACGAAGCGUAAACGCAACCGCGCUCAAUGGGACGACGUGCCGUCUUUAGAGUACCGACCGCCAUCAUCUGAACCCGAAAGUCCUAGUAAACGCCCCCGUAGACAGCGGUAG